Histoplasma capsulatum G186AR is the source of this 1210-nucleotide messenger RNA. RefSeq names its product ribosomal protein S5. The record is from RefSeq and is a predicted model, not a curated record. Gene Ontology annotation, molecular function: RNA binding; structural constituent of ribosome. The coding region runs from base 116 to 892 and encodes 258 amino acids. Gene Ontology annotation, cellular component: ribosome; cytosolic small ribosomal subunit. NCBI's taxonomy places the organism in Eukaryota, Fungi, Ascomycota, Eurotiomycetes, Onygenales, Ajellomycetaceae. The transcript has 3 exons. Gene Ontology annotation, biological process: translation.
CGAAGACGACGACGACGAGACCAACGGCAAUCCAAUUCCCCACCAUCACCAACUCACGCCAUCCUUCCAAUUCUUCCGUUUGUUCGGUCGAAGAUCCAGCUUCAUUUCACCAAUCAUGGCUGAUGCUCCCCGUGGUGCUGCCCGUGGAGGUUUCGGUUCGCGCGGCGACCGUGCUGGUGAGCGAGGCCGUGGACGUCGUGGUCGUCGCGGACCCAAAAGCGACGAGAAGGAAUGGCAGCCUGUCACCAAGCUCGGUCGUCUCGUUAAGGCCGGAAAGAUUAGCAGCAUGGAGCAGAUCUACCUGCAUUCCCUGCCUAUCAAGGAAUAUCAGAUCGUCGAUUUUUUCCUGCCCAAGCUGAAGGAUGAGGUUAUGAAGAUCAAACCAGUCCAGAAGCAGACCCGUGCUGGUCAACGUACACGAUUCAAGGCCAUCGUCGUCAUUGGCGACUCGGAAGGCCAUGUUGGCCUCGGAAUCAAGACUUCGAAAGAAGUAGCCACUGCCAUCCGCGCCGCCAUCAUCAUCGCGAAGCUCUCCGUACUUCCCGUCCGCAGAGGAUACUGGGGCUCCAACCUCGGUGAGCCUCACUCGCUCCCUACAAAGGAGAGCGGAAAGUGCGGUUCCGUCACUGUUCGGUUGAUUCCCGCCCCGCGCGGUACAGGCCUUGUCGCCUCCCCCGCCGUCAAGCGCCUUCUUCAGCUUGCCGGUGUCCAAGAUAUCUAUACCUCCUCCUCCGGCUCCACCAAAACCCUCGAAAAUACCCUCAAAGCCACCUUCGUUGCCGUUGCGAAUACUUACGGCUUCCUCACCCCGAACCUGUGGAAGGAGACGAAGCUAAUCAGAAGUCCACUGGACGAGUAUGCUGAUGUGCUGAGAGAGGGGAAGAAGUAUUAAGCGUUUCUUUUUUUGUGCUUUGUUUUAUUGUUCUUUGUUAUUUCAUAUUACGGAUUCAUAACCAUUUUUCUUGUCAAUUGAAUCAAAUCAAAAUUUCAAGGCGUGGAUAAAAUAAACUUAGCAAAACCACCAUUUUUUCAUAGGAUGAAUAAAUGAUUUCAUCUGCUUAUUGACAUACUACACACGAACAUAGCUGGGUGCAAUUCCAUCACAAUUUCUUGCGGGACGCAUCAGAGUAUAUAUGUAGGAAAUAGGCAUUUCCACGGCAUAUUUCCUAGAAACCCGAAACCGUCAAUGAAUGAAUAAGUAAAACAAAAC